Messenger RNA from Leptopilina boulardi, 1291 nucleotides. RefSeq lists its product as uncharacterized. The coding region runs from base 1 to 1266 and encodes 421 amino acids. NCBI's taxonomy places the organism in Eukaryota, Metazoa, Arthropoda, Insecta, Hymenoptera, Figitidae. The transcript is spliced from 3 exons. The record is from RefSeq and is a predicted model, not a curated record.
AUGUCUGAUAUAUCCAUAAAAAUUACAACAGAAGGAAUAAAUUACGGUAUAGCAGGAUUUGUUGCUUAUGAAGGACUGUAUGACUUAAGUGUACCUGGACAUUAUGUAGCUUAUGUUUACGUUGGUAGGAGAUGGUUGAAAUAUGACGAUUUGUCAUCUUCAAAAUUACCUCAAAGAAUAGACAGUAAAGAAAUCAUAGAUCUGCAUUUUUUCAUCUACGUUAAACUUAUGUAUUCCCAAGAAGCACGAAGGACUGCUGCCUAUGCCGGGAGUGUCGGUGCGCCUGUCACCGCUGCUGCUGCUCCUGUCUCCGCCGAGAGGAUCGGCGAAUAUUUGUUGAUUUUCCGCUGGCUGCUUUUUUUGGAAACAAGGAAUUCGGUUCCGGAAAAGAAGGCUGAUGCACCACCACCACCAACAAAAAAAACAUCAUCAUCAUCUUCGUCUUCCUCUUCUUCUUCAUCAUCCUUGGAGGAAGUAGAGGUAGCAGCAGCAGCAGUGGUGACUGUCUCACCGCCUCCAGUAUCACCAGCAGCGAGGCCACCAGUACCACCUCCACCAUCGUAUGCAUCCUCCUCGGCGUUGCCACCUGGACCACCUACAUCUGCAUCCUCUUCAGCGAGGCCAUCAGCACCACCUGCAUCCUCUUCAGGGAAGCCACCAACACUACCUGCAUCCUCUUCGGCGAAGCCACCAGCACCAUCUGCAUCCUCUUUGGCGAAGCCACCAGCACCACCUGCAUCUUCUUCGGCGAAGCCACCAGCACCACCUGUAUCCUCUUCGGCGAAGCCACCAGCACCACCAACGCAUGCAUCCUCUUCGGUGAAGGCACCAGCACCACCACUACGUUCAUCCUCCUUGACGAAGCCGCCAACAUCACGUCCACGCGUCGUAUCCUCCUCGGUGAAGCCGCCACUCCCACGUCCACGCGUCGUAUCCUCUUCGGGAAAGCCGCCAGCACCACUACCACGCUCGUCAGCUGCGAUGAAGUCGCCAGUUUCAUCAUCCUCCUACCACUCAUCAUCAUCAUCGAUGAUGCCACCACCACCGGUUCCACUGAACCGGAAGAUGAGUGCGGUAGCUGAACAAUCAUCUUCCGGUUCAAUGGCAAUACCUCAAGAGCCCCUCCAAAGUCUUUUGGAGGAUCUCUUUUUUACCGAUGAUGAUUUUGAGUGGAAGGAGAACAGUUCAAAAAGAAUGACUCCUCUGAAAGUGGUAAUGGAGAAGAAUAAAAAAAGAAAGAUGAUGGAGGAUAUUACAAAUAAAUAAAAAAAACACCUAUACACACGUACAC